CACCCCAGUCACUUCUCUCCACAGCCAGAGGUAGAGCAGUCAGACGCCAUCCAAGCAGCUGUCACCAUGUCUUACGGCCAGAGCAUGAUGAUGUCAGGUGGGUCCCAGAGGAGCUCCUUCGGAGGAGGAGGUGGAGGCAGUAUGUACGGCAGGAGUGCCGGCAGUAUGUACGGUGGCUCUGGCGGCAGUGGCGUGCGCAUUUCCAGCGCCUCCCGCACCUUCUCUGCCGGCGGCGGCGGCGGCGGCGGCGGCGGUUUUAGCUUCGGUAGUGGUUCAGGGGGCGGCUUCAACCUGGCCGAUGCUGGAGAGAUGCAGAUCUCGACCAACGAGAAGGCCACCAUGCAGAACCUGAACGACCGUCUGGCCACCUACCUGGAGAAAGUGCGCUCCCUCGAGAAGGCCAACGCUGAACUGGAGCUGAAGAUCCGCCAGUUCCUGGAGAGCAAGACCUCUCCGUCUGCACGUGACUACAGCGCAUACGAGGCCACCAUCAAGGAUCUGCAGGCAAAGAUCCUGGAUGCCACCCGUCUCAAUGGCAGUAUCUAUCUCAGCGUUGACAACGCAAAGCUGGCUGCUGAUGACUUCAGAGUCAAAUAUGAGAACGAGCUGGCUCUGCGGCAGUCAGUGGAGGCUGAUAUUGCAGGAUUGAGGAGGGUACUGGACGAGUUGACUAUGGCAAGAUCUGACCUGGAGAUGCAGAUUGAAGGUCUGAAGGAGGAGCUAAUCUUCCUCAAGAAGAACCAUGAGGAGGAACUUCUCGCCGCGAGAUCACAGAUGAGUGGCCAGGUCCAUGUAGAAGUGGACGCAGCACCGCAAGAAGAUCUGAACAAAGUCCUGGAAGGUCUCCGCGAUCAGUACGAGGGUAUGGCUGACAAGAGCAGGAAGGAAUGGGAGAACUGGUUUCAAGCCAAGGCAGAACCACUAAAGCAGGAAGUGCAGGCCAACAUAGAGACUGUGCAGACGUCCAAAACUGAACUCACAGAGCUCAAGCGCACACUGCAGGCGCUUGAAAUAGAGCUGCAGUCUCAACUAAGCAUGAAAGGGUCCCUGGAAAGUACAUUAAGGGACACAGAGAAUCGCUACUCCGAGCAGCUGAACAGCCUCCAGAUGCAGGUCACCAACAUGGAGGAACAGCUGAUGCAGCUCCGUGCCGACAUGGAGCGUCAAAGUCAGGAGUACCAGAUGCUGCUGGACAUCAAGACCCGUCUAGAGCUGGAGAUAGCAGAGUACAGAAGGCUGCUGGAUGGAGAAUGGGAUGGUGACUCUCGCUCUGGCUCUCGCUCUGGCUCUGGCUUUGGCUCUGGCUCCGGCUCUGGCUCUGGCUCUGGCUCUGGCUCCGACGCUGCCGCUGCCGCUGCCGCUGCCGCUGCCGCUGCCGCUGCCUCUGCCUCUGCCGCUGCCGCUGCCGCUGCCUCCUCCAAAACACGUAAGGUGGUGACAAUUGUGCAAGAGAUGGUGGAUGGCAAGGUGGUUAGUUCCUCUCAAAGUGCUGUGACCUCUGAGAUCCCAGCAUAAGCAACACUGAACACGCCCACCUCCGCAACACCGUCUGUGCCUCAUGAAAAUGAUGAAUUAUUAUCUGGAGGAUGCUGCAAUAUUAAAGAGAUAAGAGAUGUUUAAAACUAAA
Messenger RNA from Anguilla anguilla (European eel), 1627 nucleotides. RefSeq names its product keratin, type I cytoskeletal 13-like. Gene Ontology annotation, molecular function: structural molecule activity. NCBI's taxonomy places the organism in Eukaryota, Metazoa, Chordata, Actinopteri, Anguilliformes, Anguillidae. The transcript has 7 exons. The record is from RefSeq and is a predicted model, not a curated record. Bases 67 to 1515 code for a protein of 482 amino acids.